GCCUUCACGUUGAUUGCACGCGGAGGAGCCGAAGACGAGAGAGAGAAAUGUCGGCACGGCCCGUGGGCCUCUGAACUUUGCUUUUGGGGCGUUUUGGAGUGUUGGGAACCCAGAACCGCGGCAUGGCGGGCACCUGGGUUGCCUGGAUUUUGUCCAUGUGGCUGUGCUUGGUGACGGCGGUGCGACCGGCGUACUCGCACUUCAACCUGUUCAUCAGCCAGCAAGAAGUGAAGAAGCUGAUGGGCCUGAAUGCCGAGCUGUACUACGUGCGCGACGGCGUCAUCAACUCGUACGCCCUCAACUUCGUCGUGCCCAUCCCGGCCAACAUCACCGCCCUCGAGUUCUCGUGGCAGAGCCUCGCCAGACAACCGCUCUCGUACGCGCUGAGGAUUGAGUACAACAACUUUGACGCGCUCAAACCACCGCACAUCGACAUUCCAGCCAAGGGCAUCGUGCCGUCUUCAGUCCAACCCUUCCACAUACAAUUUCAAUGUACCGGCCUAAGGAGUGCUGAGAUUGAGGUGCUCUUCCAGCUGAACGUGACCUCAGCCAACCCACGGCACAACGUCACUCUUCUUAACUUCCGCCGGAAAAAAAUCUGUUUGAAAGCGGAGAUGCAGGCAGCCAUGCGGAAUGAUUCGGUGCACCUGGCCACAGGGUCUUUAAACGGAGGAACCUUCUACGUAGCCGUGGGCAGUGCGUGCGCAAUGAUCGCCCUCAUCGUGGCCUCAGCCUCGCUGCUCUACGUUCGAAGCAAGAAAUCCAGGGCACAAGAGUCACUCCAUACAAGCUACACAACAGCAGCCGCUUACGGCAGCAAUCCAAACGUGUUCAUCAGGCUGGACAGCGCCAACAACCGCACAGGACCUGGCAGCGUGGCCAGUGGCGGCAGUUACGCUACCAUUGCCAGCUUUCAAAAAAUCCCCCUCAGCGCACCCGUACCGUACUACUCGACUCCAGUGCUGGGGGCCAAGCAGCCCACGCCGAUCCACGCGGUGUACGCCGCCCCCAGCAGCCCCGCCUCCAGUGCUCACAUUUAUUGUCGACCCCACUGCGGCUCUCGGACUUCUUACUACGCUUCCUCGCAGAUCUCAAUGAGCUCGAAGGCCGACUCAUUCCGAGAUCCUCGUGCUUCUGACCCUGCUGACCGUCUCCGUUUGCUGGCUGUGCCUGGCUGCAGGGUGAACACCAAGGCCAUGCUACAGGAAGGCACCUUUGGGCGCGUGUACAAGGGGACUUACCGAAGUGAGGAGCGACCUGGGGUCAAGGAGGAUGAAGUGAUGAUCAAAACUGUUACUGACGUAGCCUCUCCGUUUCAAGUGGCCCUUUUGUUAGCCGAGGGCUCCAUGUUUUAUGGACUUCAGCACCAAAAUCUUCUUCCCAUCUUAGCCGUAGGUCUGCCCAAGCCCCGUGGACAUCCUAUGCUAGUCUAUCCGCUAAUGGGCCAUGGAAAUCUCAAAAGGUUUUUGCAAAACUGCCGUCUAAGGGGCAGCAACGGUGAUUUGCCGAGCAAAGAAGAGACACCACUAUCCACUGAUGAUGAAGAAGGUCAAAGUUCCUUGACGACCCAAGACCUGGUGCACAUGGCCCUGCAGGUGGUGCUCGCCCUCAUGUACCUUCACGGCCACAAACUUUCGCACAGAGACGUAGCCACUAGAAAUUGCGUUGUUGAUGAAAGACUGAGGGUGAAGGUGACUGACAGCGCACUGGCGAGGGACCUCUUCCCAGACGAUUACCACUGCCUUGGCGACAACGAGAACAGGCCUAUUAGGUGGAUGGCGGUCGAGUCGCUGUUGCACAGAAAGUUUUCCUCUGCGUCUGAUGUGUGGGCAUUUGGAGUACUUUUGUGGGAACUCGCAACAUUGGCCCAGCAACCUUAUGCUGAAAUCGACCCCUACGAAAUGGCAGAGUAUCUCAGAGAUGGAUACAGAUUGGUUCAGCCGGUGAAUUGCCCAGACGAGCUAUUUUCCGUGAUGGCGUGCUGCUGGUUGUCGUCCCCAGAAGAGAGACCCACAUUCCCUCAGUUACUCCCCUGCUUGCAAGCCUUCUACACAGCUUUAGGCAGAUAUGUGUAGCACCAUUAAUUUAAGCCAUCAAAUGUGAUUCUUAAUUUUUAAGGCUAAAAAAUUAAAACAAGAAUUUAGAAGAUUGUGGAACUUCAAGAAAGAGGAAACUUCUUUAGGUUUAAUACUUUUUUCAAUUUUUUUCAAUAUAAAUCAGCAUUUUUUCUGAUGAUUGACAGCAAGUUUUUUCCCAUUGGCUUUCUGUAUUUUAAAAUAUUACUUUUACAUAAAAACGUCAUAAUUUCUGUAACAUUCAAAAUAAUUAUCAUUGAAGCUUUAUAAUUUCUCUUUUGAAAUGUUCUCAUUUGGAUCGUAAUUGAAAGAGACACCAGGAAAAGUUCAAAGGAUUGCAAAUAAUAGUAAUGCUCCGAGCUCUCAUUGAUAAAAGGUCAAGGAAUGCUCUUGUUGUAAUUGAGAGAUACAGGGUGAACGAAGUUUUAUAAAUGUUUAGUGUAUUCAAAUAUAACCUUCAAAAUUAGAUGUUUAUGAAUGUUACGGGAAAAUGUAUGAAUGUUUUGGCCUCCUACUUAAAUAUUUUGUAGAAAUGGGCGUCAGCAAAUAAGGUACAGAAUAUUCUCAAUUAUUGUUACUCUGUUGAAAAAGAAGAAAAUAAUUCAUUCUUUCACUAUCCAUAUUCAACUGCAGAUUUUUAUGUGUUUGAAGCUAUUAUAAAAAAAAAAUCAUAAGAAAAUUGUCAGUUUCUGGCGUUUCUGAAUGUGAUGUGCUCUCUGGUGUUAAAAAUGAAACUAAAUAUAUUAUGAUUUUAGUUUUUGUUUAUUUUCAAUUUAUUGGAAAUUUCCUUGUGCACUCAUGAAAAAUGUGAAUUAAGAAUUUAUAAAAAAAAAAUAAAGGAGGAAUGCAAUAUGAAAAUUUAUUGUAUUAAAUAUGCAGAAAAAUUAUUUUC
Molecule: messenger RNA, 2967 nt
Organism: Neocloeon triangulifer
Lineage: Eukaryota; Metazoa; Arthropoda; Insecta; Ephemeroptera; Baetidae
Product: tyrosine-protein kinase RYK-like
Exons: 12
Coding region: 123-2075 (650 amino acids)
Biological process (GO): positive regulation of kinase activity; cell surface receptor protein tyrosine kinase signaling pathway; multicellular organism development
Cellular component (GO): signaling receptor complex
Molecular function (GO): ATP binding; protein tyrosine kinase activity
Source: RefSeq, a predicted model, not a curated record